UUUAGAAAAAAUGUCUUUAGUACAUGCCGACUCAGUUAUUCGACCUACCAAACCACCAAAUGUUCCAUCUCCUAAGGCUUCUCAUGCUCCUAAAGCGCCGCUAAUACAACCAAUUACUCUGUCAAGUUCAACAACGGUUACUGAAAAACAACAACAAAAGACUUCAAAUGCUGCAAAUAACAGCAACAAUAGAGGCUUGAAUGGGGAUGCUAAUGCCAAUAACAAUGCUGAACCUGAAUUAAAAUUGACAGGAUUUGUUGGUUUUGAUUCGUUGCCAUAUCAAUUUGUACGAAGAUGUCAACAGAAUGGGUAUAGAAUUUUUUUACGGGUUUUGUUAGUGGGUUUUUACAAGGAAUGGGCCUUUAUUGGGGUAUUGGCAUUUAUUUAUUAUGAGCCGUGCUGGGUGGUCUUUUAUUCGGGAUUAGCUUCUAUUAGGACAUUUAUAUAUUUUUCGUCAAAAUUCCCUCAAAUUUUUAAAAGUUUUCAAUUCAAUCUUCUUUGUGUUGGUGAAACUGGUAUUGGUAAAACAACAUUAGUUGAAUCACUUUUUAAUAUGAAGAUGGAAUUUGCUCCGUGUGACCACGAAUUGAAUACUGUUGAAUUACGUACAAGAGUUUUAGAUGUUGCUGAAGGAGGAGUCCGUGUAAAACUUCGAGUUGUUGAGACAGCAGGAUUUGGUGACCAAUUAGACAAGGAGAAAAGUGCACGCGUCAUUGUCGACUACAUUAACAGUCAAUUUGAGGGCUAUUUGAAAGAAGAAUUAAAAGUUAAACGCAAUUUGACCAAAUUUGACGACACUAGAAUCCACGCAUGUCUUUACUUGAUAUCUCCAACUGGACACGGGUUAAAGGCAUUGGAUUUGUUGACACUUGGAGAAUUAUCUAAGCGUGUCAACGUCAUACCUUUAAUUGCUAAAGCAGACACAGCUUGUAAGGAUGAAUUGGUUCGAUUUAAGCAAAAGAUUAUAAGCGAAUUGAAAGCUCAUAAAAUUGAAAUUUUCCAAUUUCCAAUUGAGGACGAGACAGUCCGUAAAGAAAAUUCUGCAUUGAAUGCACUUUUACCGUUUGCAAUUGUUGGAAGUGUUGAUUUUGUUACUAAAGAGGAUGGACGUGUUGUUCGAGCUAGACGUUAUCCUUGGGGAAUGGUUGAAGUUGAAAAUGAAGAGCACUGCGACUUUGUACGUCUUCGUGAAGCUAUUUUACGUACAAAUCAGGAUUCGUUAAGAGAACAGACACACAAUGUUUUGUAUGAGCGUUAUCGACGUGAAAGACUUAGACAAAUGAAAAUGAGUGAUGGGGAUGCUGGACCUAAAAUGAUGGAAGCUUUUGCUCAGCGUCAAAAAGAAUUAUUGGAAGAGUUUCAAAAAUCUGAGGAGCAACAUCAAAAGGAAUUUUUGUUGAAAGUUAAUAAGAAAGAAGCAGAAUUGAAACAUCAUGAAGACAUGUUAAAUAUUCGACAUAACGAAAUUGACUCUGCAUAUCAACAUGAUUUAAAAAUGGUUGAAGCUCAAAUUAAUAGUCUUCUUGAAGAAAAGGCUAAAUUAGAAUCUAAAGGGAAGAAGCGAUUGAAAUAA
Meloidogyne enterolobii is the source of this 1573-nucleotide messenger RNA. Lineage: Eukaryota; Metazoa; Nematoda; Chromadorea; Rhabditida; Meloidogynidae. The record is from the annotation of a GenBank genome assembly.